Molecule: messenger RNA, 663 nt
Organism: Chenopodium quinoa (quinoa)
Lineage: Eukaryota; Viridiplantae; Streptophyta; Magnoliopsida; Caryophyllales; Amaranthaceae
Product: transcription factor bHLH19-like
Exons: 4
Coding region: 195-557 (120 amino acids)
Source: RefSeq, a predicted model, not a curated record
AAUAAUAAUAAAAAAAAUUAAAUUAGAAAGCUACACCUACAUACACCUAUAUAACUAGAACUGAGAAUCUUGAAUGAAUCACAUAUUUUUCCAACUCUUCUCAAAAACCUCUAUUCAUUCAUAUCCUUUAACCUUACGUAGCUUGCAGGAAACAGGAAGACCAGUUAAUUAUUUACUUGGAGAUAUAAAUUAAAAUGGAAGCAUGCCAACGAUUUGUGAUACGUAGUAAAGAAGAUUAUGAAAAUGACACAGCCACCAGCGAUGUUGAUGGUGCCAAUGUUGAUACUACACGACCAGAAAUCGUGUUAAAGGUACUCGACAAGAAGAUCCUCUUGAACGUGUUUUGUGAGAAACGACAAGGGAUUUUGACGACGAUCAUUGAAGAGCUAGAGAAGUAUGGUUUGAGUGUUGUUACUUUUAGCAUGAUUCCUUUCGAGAAUACGGUCAUGGACAUUACAAUCGUUGCACAGAUGGAAACUGACCAGAAUUUGAAAGAUUUUACUGAAACUCUUCGCUUGGCUCUGGUUGUGGUUAGCCCUCAACACCAAGGACCAUAAAUAACACGGUAAAUGCGAUGGAAGGUUGACCAACCAUCUGAGAUUUCCUUUACAUCCAAACAAUGUAACAUAAUGGUUGAGACUUGAAAGUGUUACAAUAAAUAAA